UCCUGGUCGUGCUGGGCUUCUACAGGCGGCGACCCGAAGCUGUUGGAAGCUGAAGGGCUAUGGCCGCUGCGGGAUCUGUGAGGGCCUCGUUGCAGGUGGCGGAAGUGCUAGAAACCGUCGUGAGCUGCUGCUUGGGGCCCGAAGGGCGGCAAGUUCUGUGUACCAAGCCCACUGGCGAGGUGCUGCUCAGCCGGGAUGGCGGCCGCCUCCUGAAGGCGCUACACUUAGAGCAUCCCAUAGCCAGGAUGAUGGUGGCAUGUGUUUCCAGUCAUCUAAGAAAAACAGGAGAUGGUGCUAAAACAUUUAUUAUCUUUCUUUGCCAUUUACUCAGAGAACUUCAUGCAAUCACAGACAAGGAAAAGGAUUCUUUCUUUUCUGAAAAUAUUCAAACCCAUGGAAGGCACUGGAAAAAGUGUUGUCAGUGGAAGUUUAUUUCCCAAGCUCUUCUAACAUUUCAGACACAAAUAUUAGACUACGUUAUGGACCAUUACUUAAGUAGACACUUUUUGUCCAUCUUUUCUUCAUCCACCAAAGAGAGACCAUUGUGUAGGAGCUCUUUAGAGAUGCUCUUAGGAGCAUACUUUUGUGGAAGAGUGGGAAGAAAUAAUCACAACUUUGUAUCACAGUUGAUGUGUGACUACUUUUUCAAGUGUACAGCUUGUGAAAGUGGGUUUGAAGAAGUACUUGAGUUAGUGGAUGACUGUUUUGUCGAGUUGAAAGUUGGUGUCACUGGCCUUCCUGUUUCCGAUUCCAGGAUCAUAGCUGGGCUUGUGCUUCCCAGAGACUUUUCCGUGUACUGUCCAGCAGACGGUGACAUAAGAAUAGUGAUAGUAAUAGAAACCAUUCAGCCUCUUUUUUCAACUUUUGGAUCAGAGUUUAUUCUAAAUUCAGAAGCACAGUUUCAGACAUCUCAAUUUUGGAUUACAGAAAGGACAAAAGCGAUAAUGAAAUAUUUACAGAAGCAGAAUGUAAAAUUGCUCCUAUCUACUGUGAAACAACCAGACUUAGUAAUUUAUUGUGCAGGACUGAAUGGCAUAUCCGUGGUGGAGUGUUUAUCAUCUGAAGAACUUUCUCUUAUCCAGAGAGUCACUGGUCUCGCUCCCUUUGUAGUACCACAGGCUUCUUCUCAGUAUGAACUCUCUAACACUGCUAUGGUGAAAUUUUGUAAGCCCUUUAUUCUUAGAUCCAAAAGGUAUGUUCAUCUUGGCUUGAUUAGCACAUGUUCGUUUACACCACACUGUAUAGUUCUUUGUGGUCCAGUGCAGGGUCUUGUUGAACAACAUGAGGUUGCUUUACAUGGGGCAUUUAAAAUGCUUCGGCAAUUAUUUAAAGACCUUGAUCUAAAUUAUGUGACACAAGCCAGUGACCAAAAUUGUACUUCAAGUCCUCUUAUUUAUAAGAAUAGUAGAGAAAUUAAUGACUUACCAGAAAUUGUUAAUGGCUCAAUACAAAGGCCAUAUCAGGACACAGUUGUAAAGAACAAAGAUGAACUGGCAAAAACUCAAACAUAUUUAAAAGCAUAUUCAAAUUUGGUAGUUCCAAGUGUAGAAUUAGAAACAAAUAUAUUGUGUUCAACACCAACAGUGACACUAACAGAUACAUACCAGACAGAUGCAACACUGAGAUGUUUCUCUCCAGACAAAGCCAGGAUAAUGGAUGACCAUGAACCAUUUAUUGAGAGUAAUUCUGCUAACUCAACAACAGAAAAUACUAGAAGAGAAAUCUCUUAUGAAAAUUUACAAGUCACAAAAAAUGCUAGAAAGGGGAGCAUAUUACCAGUGAGAUAUAAGUCACUAGAGAUGUGUACUUCCCAGAGUUACUGUUUCUCAUCUGUACCAGCUGGUUGUGUUUUGCCAGUGGGUGGUAAUUUUGAGAUCUUGUUGCAUUACUAUCUUCUCAGCUAUGCCAAAAAGUGCCAGCAAUCAGAAGAAACCAUGGUUAGUAUGAUAAUUGCUAAUGCACUUUUAGGCGUUCCCAAAAUCUUGUAUAAGUCUAAGAAAGGAAAUUACAGCUUUCCACAAAUAUAUAUAAGAGCUCUUCAUGCACUGCAAACCAAUCAACCCAUGAUAAGCAACCAGACAGGUUUGGAAUCAGUUGCUGGUAAAUACCAGUUACUAACUUCAGUUCUUCAGUGUUUGAGAAACAUUUUAACCAUUGACUUGGUAAUCAAUAUUAAGAGACAACCUCAGGAAAUUUAUGAUCAAGAUUCGGAAGAGGAACUAUAAAAUUGGAAGCUUUUUAUUAACCAAAGUUUUAAUCCAACUCAAGCCAUAAAGCAAGGCAGGCAUGUGACCACUGAUUUUCAAGUUAAUUCAGUCUAGUUAGGAAAACAGCAUAACUUAAAAAGUCUUUAGAAGUACACAAGGCCAGCACACAUUCAGACACAAAUAUUAGAGACUACAUUGUGGCACAGUUCUGAGGAGGAAUCCUUCUGGAUGGGUGAAGCCAAGAUCUGAGUAAGUGUAUCUUUUUUCCCCCUCAGUAUCCCUGUGUCUCUGCUGUGUGUUAGUCUGUGCAUUUGGGGGAAGGUAUUUCCUUAUAGCUCCUUUUUACUUUUCUGUAUCUUUUUUCACUCUUCAUCCCUUCUCCCUUGCCUUUCUGUAUCUAGUUAAUAGAGUAAUUUAAUCUCAGAUAUGGAUGUGGUCUUCAAAUGCCAUCCUACUUUAAUUGUUUAUAAUAUAAAACAUUAUUUGCUUUAUUUAAAAUGAUUUAUUUUCCCUACUCAUAAUUUCUAUAGCAGUGGGUAAAAGGCUCAUUUUCUUCUUCUCAGAGUGUGAGUAAAAUUAGUUUUUACUUUUUUGUGGCCCCUUGUUUAGAGCCUGGAUAGAUUUUUUCCCCAUUCAUACACCAAUGAGUAUGUCAGCAUAAAUGUGGCUUUGUGCAUUGUAAACUUAUUUUCAUUUCUUUAGUUGAAAGUUAAUUCCAGAAAGGAUAUGAAAUUCAUACUAUCAUUUUCUCCUGUCCUCUAAGAGCUUGCAAAACUUAUUCAUGUAUUUGCUGAGUUUUCUUAUAUUUGGUGCAUAGCCAGAGUUCAGUAGUAAUGCAAGAGGGAGGGGAUAUGGGGAUAUACAUAUGCGUAUAGCUGAUUCACUUUGUUAUACAGCAGAAACUAACACAACACUGUAAAGCAGUUAUAUUCCAAUAAAGAUGUUAAAAAAUAAUAAUAAUAAUUUGAGAAUUACAGUUGGCUCUCCAGUCCUUGGGUUCUCCAUCUGUGGAUUCAACCAACUGUGGAUUGAAUAUAUUCAGGAAAAAAAAUUCCAGAAAGUUCCAAAAAGCAAAACUUUAAUUUGCCAGGUGCACUGGCAACUAUUUAUAUAGCAUUUACAUUGUAU
Messenger RNA from Orcinus orca (killer whale), 3335 nucleotides. It is a transcript of the gene BBS10, whose product is annotated as Bardet-Biedl syndrome 10. Gene Ontology annotation, biological process: chaperone-mediated protein complex assembly. Bases 60 to 2225 code for a protein of 721 amino acids. NCBI's taxonomy places the organism in Eukaryota, Metazoa, Chordata, Mammalia, Artiodactyla, Delphinidae. The record is from RefSeq and is a predicted model, not a curated record. Gene Ontology annotation, molecular function: ATP-dependent protein folding chaperone; ATP binding. The transcript is spliced from 2 exons.